Molecule: messenger RNA, 822 nt
Organism: Acytostelium subglobosum LB1
Lineage: Eukaryota; Evosea; Eumycetozoa; Acytosteliales; Acytosteliaceae
Exons: 2
Coding region: 1-822 (273 amino acids)
Molecular function (GO): carbon-sulfur lyase activity
Source: RefSeq, a predicted model, not a curated record
AUGUCAUCAUCACUCAAGAGCUGUGUCAUUUUCUGGAGCGUCUACCAGAUGCACACCGCUCCUUUAAGUCACCUUACAGUUCCAUUUGGUGUUGAGAAGUUGAGGGUCAGUGGCUCUGACUUUGCCAAUGAAAUGCCAGGUUGCCUACCGUCAUCUAUCACCAGUCUAAAGUUAUCCAAUGCAAGGAAUAUCAAGCCAGGUGACAUACCACCAUCAGUCACAAAGUUGGAAUUGGUCGAUUAUAAACAACAACUGGAUAUCAAUGUACUACCACCCUCACUUAUCAAACUCAAGACAGUAUUGACAAGACAUUCUGUUCACAUACUUCAAGAACUGCCGAGUUCGGUUAUGGUUCUGGAGGUCACUGAUACAGCAACACCACCAUCAACAUCAUCAGAAACAGUGACAACACCAAUACAAAAGUUGUUUGAUCUAUCAUGUCACUGUGGCAAUGUAAAGUUCCAAGCAGAGUUGGAAGAGAGUUUGUCAAAGAGCGGCAGAUGCAAUUGUUCAAGUUGCUUCAUCACUAGGUUGUGGGUGCAUCCAAUUGACAAUAUGAGCUCAUUCAAGUUGCUCACACCAGAGGAGAACGUAUCUCAAUACCUCUACGGCACCAAGCAGUGUCAACACUUCUUCUGCAAGACCUGUGGCACUCCGACUCAUAUCAAAGGUGACUAUCCAGGCUAUGGUCCAUACAUGUACGUCAGUGUACCAUGUCUUCUCGGCCUCACUCAAGAGCAGUUCGCAUCACUACCCUUCAAGUAUGGUGAUGGUGCCAAUGACGACUUUAUGAACACGCCCAAGUUCACCAAACAUUUGUAA